AUGCCAUUUUGUCACGGUAAGACACGAGAGUCGGUAGAGGAGCUUAAGGUUUCCUACACUCAGAACCAGUCGGUAGAGGAGCUUCAGGCUUCCUACACUCACAACCAGUCUAUAGAGGAGCUUAAGGUUUCCUACACUCACAACCAGUCGGUAGAGGAGCUUCAGGCUUCCUACACUCACAACCAGUCUAUAAAGGAGCUUAAGGUUUCCUACACUCACAAUCAGUCGGUAGAGGAGCUAAAGGUUUCCUACACUCACAACCAGUCGGUAGAGGAGCUAAAGGUUUCCUACACUCACAACCAGUCGGUAGAGAUGCUUAGGGUUUCCGACACUCACAACCAGUCUGUAGAGGAGCUUCAGGCUUCCUCUACUCACAACCAGUCUGUGCUUACACACAACCAGUCGGUAGAGGAGCUGCAGGUUUCCUACACUCACAACCAGUCGGUAGAGGAGCUUCAGGUUUCCUACACUCACAACCAGUCGGUAGAGGAGCUUAAGGUUUCCUACACUCACAACCAGUCGGUAGAGGAGCUUCAGGCUUCCUACACUCACAACCAGUCUAUAGAGGAGCUUAAGGUUUCCUACACUCACAACCAGUCGGUAGAGGAGCUUCAGGCUUCCUACACUCACAACCAGUCUAUAAAGGAGCUUAAGGUUUCCUACACUCACAAUCAGUCGGUAGAGGAGCUUAAGGUUUCCUACACUCACAACCAGUCGGUAGAGGAGCUAAAGGUUUCCUACACUCACAACCAGUCGUCGGUAGAGGAGCUUCAGGCUUCCUACACUCACAACCAGUCUAUAGAGGAGCUUAAGGUUUCCUACAUUCACAACCAGUCGGUAGAGGAGCUUCAGGCUUCCUACACUCACAACCAGUCUAUAAAGGAGCUUAAGGUUUCCUACACUUACAAUCAGUCGGUAGAGGAGCUAAAGGUUUCCUACACUCACAACCAGUCGGUAGAGAAGCUAAAGGUUUCCUACACUCACAACCAGUCUGUAGAGGAGCUUCAGGCUUCCUCUACUCACAAACAGUCUGUGUAG
Messenger RNA from Mizuhopecten yessoensis (Yesso scallop), 1038 nucleotides. Its product is annotated as probable serine/threonine-protein kinase kinX. NCBI's taxonomy places the organism in Eukaryota, Metazoa, Mollusca, Bivalvia, Pectinida, Pectinidae. The coding region runs from base 1 to 1038 and encodes 345 amino acids. The transcript is spliced from 4 exons. The record is from RefSeq and is a predicted model, not a curated record.